AUGGCAUCAAAAUACACCCCAGCUACAUUGAACACAGUUCAUAUCUCAUCAUCUGUUUUGUUGUCAUUAUUAAGACACACUUCAGAACAUUACCCACAAUUAUUUUCAGGCGCAUUGUUAGGAUUUGAGGAUGAAAGUUUGAUAGACGUUACUCAUGGAUUCCCAUUCCCAUACCCUGAUCAAUAUGAAGGUGGAUCCUUUAGAUCAAGAAGUGGGGGUCAAUAUCAAAAGGAUUUGUUAGAAAAUUUUAAAAAAUUGGGCUAUGGUAUUGAAUUCUUGGGUUGGUUUCAAUCUACUGUUUCGGGCAACUUUGUUACCAACCAAUUAAUUGAAGGUUUGGCUCAACAACAAUUAACCAAUUCUAAUGCAUUUAUUUUGAUUAAUAACUUAUCGAGUGUUGGACAAGAAGUGUCUAUAAAGGCUUUAAGAUUAUCAACUGGGUUUAUGAAUGCUUAUGUAGACGGUAAAUGGAAAUCAAAGGAUUUGGAAUCCAAUAAGAUUUCAUAUUUGAAUAUUUUUGAAGAAUUAAACUUGGAAAUAUCUAACCAAAAAUUAGUUGAUGUGUAUUUAUCAAGUUUGUCAUUGAAACCAACCACUGAAUCCGAAUUAGAUGUGCUCAAUCUUUUAUCAAACCAAAAUGCUACCGGUCAAUUAUUAGAAUCAUUAUCUGGACAAGUUGAUUCAUUUAAUUACGAUCAAAACAAUUUCAACUACUACCAAAGACAAUAUCAAAAGGAGCAAUCAAAGAUCCAACAAUGGAAACAACAGAGAAAAUUGGAAAAUUUGGAGAGAGCAAAGAAGGGUGACAAGGAAUUAGAUACAGAAGAAUGGAAAACUAUAUUCAAAUUACCAAAUGAGCCUUCAAGAUAUAAUAAUAUGUUGUACAGUAGUGCUAUUGAUGUUUUAGCUGAUGAUAUUUUAAAGAAAUGUGAUGAGGAGUUAACUAAGAGCUUUGCUAUUGAAAGGAAAUUGACAGCUAAUGAAUAA
Molecule: messenger RNA, 987 nt
Organism: Candida dubliniensis CD36
Lineage: Eukaryota; Fungi; Ascomycota; Pichiomycetes; Serinales; Debaryomycetaceae
Exons: 1
Coding region: 1-987 (328 amino acids)
Cellular component (GO): eukaryotic 43S preinitiation complex; cytoplasm; eukaryotic translation initiation factor 3 complex
Molecular function (GO): translation initiation factor activity; metallopeptidase activity; protein binding
Source: RefSeq, a predicted model, not a curated record